AAGCCCUUUCUUGUUUUUGUAUUUCGUUAGAUUAGGGUUUAAGGGCGCAAUGCCACGCUCAUGAAUUCUGUUCACAUCGGGAAAUUACUCCCCAGAUAUCAGCGUAUUGCAAGAUUCUGUGGAACCACAAUGGCUAAAGAGCAGAGACAAUCAGACAACAAGGUCUAUUUCCAUUACAACCACACCGAUCCCUGCAAAUUCGCGAGAUGGACAACAAGGGAAAGCUUUGAGUUCAUGCACGGUCGGCCCUGGCAAGAAGUUGCCGACUUCUAUUCCAAUGUGGUGAAUGGGAACUUGUCACUGUUGCAACUGUUUGAUGAAGAUUUCAUUGUAGACAAAUCUCCUAUGCAGACACAUAAUAAUCUUGAUGUUGCUAAACUAUCUGAAGUUUGCAAUAGAACCGACUUUGAGGGCACUUUGAAGGAAGAUAGAUCUGGGAGGUUGGAAAGAGUGACAUUCAAGAUAGUUCUUUCUUAUCAUGGGUGUUCAUUUGACGGUUGGCAGAAGCAACCUGGUUUGAACACGGUUCAGGGAUUAGUAGAACAGUGUUUGGGUAGAUUUGUCGAUGAGAGGAAAGCUCAACUACUUAAAGAAAAAUCCAAGCCAUUAGAAGGGUGUGCUGCUGUUGCUGGCCGCACGGACAAAGGAGUCUCCGCUCUUCAGCAAGUUUGUUCUUUCUAUACAUGGAGGAAGGAUAUUAGGAUUCAGGACAUUGAAGAUGUUAUCAACAGCACAGCACCGGGGAAAUUCAGGGCUGUAUCAAUCUCUGAGGUUUCACGUUCAUUCCAUCCCAAUUUUUCAGCCAAAUGGAGGCGGUACUUGUAUAUUUUUCCUUUCAAUGGCGGUGAAAACAGAGAGCCCAGCUUGCGAUGCGGAGAGGAGGAGAACAUUUUGACUGAGAAUGGACACUAUGGAGGGCAAAGAGAUGUCUCUGAUGAGCUCAGAUGGGAGGGGGAUGAUAACAACUUAAUAGUCAGGGAUGACGGUGAGCUCCAAGGUCCAAAGAAAUCUAGUACAUUUACUGUGUGCAAGGUUAACAGACUUCUGCAGCAACUAGAGGGGAAGUUAUUGUCCUACAGAAUCUUUGCUCGUGACACAAAGGCUUCCAGAAGCAUAGGUCCUCCAACAGAGUGCUAUAUGUAUCAUGCUCGAGCUGCAGAAGCCACUAUACCGCAACCUCAUCCUGGAGCUGGAAGAACAGUUAUGUGUAUAGAACUGGUUGCGAAUCGCUUCCUGCGCAGGAUGGUUCGAGUUCUUGUUGCGACAUCGAUAAGGGAGGCAGCUGCUGGCGCAGAAGAUGAUGCUCUGCUAAAGCUAAUGGAUGCUACCUGUCGAAGGGCCACUGCUCCGCCUGCUCCUCCAGAAGGUUUGUGUAUGGUUAAUGUAGGGUAUGCUGAAUUCGACCCCCGUAACUGCAUCAUUCCAUGAUGUUGUUAUUAUCUCUUUCACAGAGUCAGAGCUUUUCUUGUAGGGUAUACUGUGAAACUUAUGCUCGUAUAGGGCUUUUCUUUUGACAACUUACAAGCUACACUUGUCAUUUCCCCCCUUGUGUUAAGAGGUUACAACUAACGAGUUGCAAUCUUAAAUAUCCUUCUGUUUUGGUCACUGUAUGGAGACUAUGGAAAGU
This is a messenger RNA of Linum tenue, 1627 nucleotides long. NCBI's taxonomy places the organism in Eukaryota, Viridiplantae, Streptophyta, Magnoliopsida, Malpighiales, Linaceae. The record is from the annotation of a GenBank genome assembly.